Messenger RNA from Glycine soja, 1103 nucleotides. RefSeq names its product inorganic pyrophosphatase 2-like. The transcript has 4 exons. The coding region runs from base 52 to 885 and encodes 277 amino acids. Gene Ontology annotation, molecular function: phosphatase activity. NCBI's taxonomy places the organism in Eukaryota, Viridiplantae, Streptophyta, Magnoliopsida, Fabales, Fabaceae. The record is from RefSeq and is a predicted model, not a curated record.
UCACAUUCACAUACAUUAACUCAUUUAGGCAUAUUCACAAGAUUAGUUCUAAUGGCUGGGAUUGUGGUGAUUUUUGACUUCGACUCGACAAUCAUCGAGUGUGAUAGUGAUAAUUGGGUUCUUGACGAGUUUGGUUUAACUGAAAAGUUCUAUCAGCUUCUUCCUAACAUGCUUUGGAACCCUCUGAUGGAUAAGAUGAUGAAUGAACUUCAUUCACAAGGAAAAACCAUUGAAGACAUUGUACAAGUUCUGAACAGGACUCCAAUGCAUCCUCGCAUUGUCCCAGCCAUUAAGGCAGCAUAUUCCCUUGGGUGUGAGCUGAAGAUUGUGAGCGACGCAAAUAUUUUCUUCAUUGAAACAAUUUUGAAGCAUCAUGGGGUGUGGAAUUGUUUCUCGGAGGUCACUGCAAACCCCAGUUAUGUUAACGAAGAAGGGAGGCUCAGAAUUUCCCCCUACCAUGAUUAUCUAAAAUGUUCUCAUGGAUGCAAUCUCUGUCCACCAAACAUGUGCAAGGGAAUGAUCACAGAGAGAAUCCAAAAUUCGGUUGAUGCUGCAGGAAAGAAGUUCAUCUAUCUUGGAGAUGGAAGUGGAGACUUUUGCCCAAGUUUGAAGCUCAAAGAUAGGGAUUAUUUGAUGCCAAGAAAGAAUUUCCCAUUGUGUGAUUUAGUAUCUGAGAACUCUAAGCACAUAAAGGCAGAGGUGCAUGCUUGGAGGGAUGGGGAAGAGCUUUAUGAUGUUCUGCUCCAUUUUAUCGACAAAGCUAUUGGUGAAGGAAACAAGAAUAUCAUUAGUUCUACUCCAAUAGUAUCAGUUGAUUGCAAGUUGGGGUCAAUUUCAAUUGAGGCUCAUAAACCUUUACCUAAAGCAAUCCCAGUUCCUCAAUAAAACUAAAAUUGCAGAGGAUGAAGGAUCGAUCGAUUUCAAAGUGAUUACAUUUCUUGUGGCUUGUCUUCUAUGUAUUGCUACUUUGUUUUUGCUGUUGUUGCUUUUGCAGAAAGUGUAUGAGUAUGAGGCUUUGGCCUGGUUAUUAUUAUUGAUAGUAAUAAUAAAAAUAUAAUGAAUAAAAGAGAAGCUAAAAGCCUUCACUGUUGGGACUCAACUAA